Etheostoma cragini (Arkansas darter) is the source of this 1702-nucleotide messenger RNA. RefSeq names its product basic leucine zipper nuclear factor 1 (gene blzf1). Gene Ontology annotation, cellular component: Golgi membrane. The coding region runs from base 222 to 1427 and encodes 401 amino acids. Gene Ontology annotation, biological process: Golgi organization; Golgi to plasma membrane protein transport. The transcript is spliced from 7 exons. Lineage: Eukaryota; Metazoa; Chordata; Actinopteri; Perciformes; Percidae. The record is from RefSeq and is a predicted model, not a curated record.
GCCUGAGACACAUUACCCAGGGCAAAACUCGCCCCUUUCGACUCGUCAGAUCCAUAGACCGUUAAAAAAGGUUCAGAUCAGGCCAACUGUUUCCGGUGACAAAAUAAACAGCUUGCUUGCAGCUACUUACAGGAGGUUGGACCCAGUUACCCGGCUGGACGACGAGUCACCUGGUUUCACCUGAACUACAGUCUUCUUUCUCAACCAAUACCACCUCCACCAUGACUGCUGCUGUCAGAGGCCCUGCCAGUGUGCCUAUCCGAGGCACUGGCGACGGCAUGGAAACUGAAAAACCGCCCGCCAUCCUGGAGGUAAACACGGAGACACUGCCACCAGGUCCGGCUCCAGUUCCCCUUCUGAAGGUGGCUAGCCCCAAACACUGUCCCAAAUCUACCCAUCCCACUCCCCCCCAGCCUCUCGGGGUGCUCCACCUGGGCAGGGUGAGUCGAGAGGCCUGCACAGAGGUGGAUGCUGUGAGGAUCAUCGUCCCACGUGCUGCUAUUAGCCGGCACACCCGUACAAGACCCGCAGAGGGCAAAGGGGAGGCUGGGCAACACACUGAGGAGCAGGGCUCUCCCCCGCUGCCUCUGGUGGAGGACUGGAGAGGACAGCUGGAUAAGCUGCAAAACUCUGAACGCAGGCUGCUGCAGGACAAGGAAGGGCUUUCCAAUCAGCUCCGUGUGCAGACAGAGGUGAACCGGGAGCUGAAGAAACUGCUGGUGGCGUCUGUGGGUGAUGACCUUCAGUACCACUUUGAGCGUAUGUCACGGGAGAAGAACCAGCUGAUUCUGGAGAAUGAGACUCUAGGCCGGAGUCUGGCACACACGGCAGAGCAGCUGGAGAGAAUGAGCAUCCAGUGUGAUGUUUGGAGGAGCAAGUUCCUGGCCAGCAGAGUCAUGGCAGAGGAGCUGACGAACGCCAGAGCAGCGCUGCAGAGACAGACCAGGGAGGCACAAGGAGCUAUCCAGGACCUGCUGUUAGAGAGAGAAGAGUUCUCCAGCAACAUGGUUCUCACUCACAGAUCUCUGGAGCAGCUCCUGGUGUCCCUGCAGUGGGGUAGACCGCAGACGUACUACCCCAGUGCACAGCCCCUCAGCACAGGAGAUCUGGCAGCAGCCAAUCACAAGCUGGCAGACGCCAUCAACUCCCACCUGCUGGGUAACACCAGCAGCGCGGUGAAGAGCAGCAGCGCUACGGCGGAGCAGCUCUGCAGCACUCCGGCCGAGAAGAUGGCCGAGAAGGUGCUGAAGAUUUUAGAUCCUAUUUCCUGUUCAGAAAACACAGCAGACGUUCCGCUCAGUGACCCCACCCCUUCAAACUGUCUCAGCAUUAAGAAGAGCAUCGGCAGGUUUCACCCAAACACCCGUUAUGAGAACAUUACUUUUAACUGCUGCGAGCGCUGCACUGGAGACAUCCUGGUGCUGUAGGGGCGGAGGAGCAGCAACACGUCCCCAUUUGGCACCAACGCAGCAUCACAGCUUCUUACGAAGGACUGAGAUCUGAAGAGGAGUGUACUCUGGGGGAUAAUGCUGUUGUCAACUUCUACUUCUUCACUCCACACCAAAAGUUAGCUUCUCCAGCAGACAUUUCUUUUGUAUCAGCUACCCAUGUUAGUGCAUUGCAUCUCUGGUUUUUGGAUUUCCACAAUUGGAGAUGUUUUUAAACUUGAUCAACCUGCUGUUCAUUUUGCUCGCUUUAACCU